Molecule: messenger RNA, 1728 nt
Organism: Pseudomassariella vexata
Lineage: Eukaryota; Fungi; Ascomycota; Sordariomycetes; Amphisphaeriales; Pseudomassariaceae
Product: cytochrome P450
Exons: 4
Coding region: 77-1606 (509 amino acids)
Molecular function (GO): monooxygenase activity; heme binding; oxidoreductase activity, acting on paired donors, with incorporation or reduction of molecular oxygen
Source: RefSeq, a predicted model, not a curated record
CUCCACUUGUAAGGUCACUUAAUUGGAACCUCAUCCAGCUUCAAGUUAAUGGCAUAGUGCCAAACAUUCAACCAACAUGGACACUCUAGCGACAAUACGCGGCCUGUCUUGGCAGCAUGUGGCCGCCUCGAUUUUCGUAUAUUUUACAAGCCUUGCCUUCUACCAAUUAUUUCUGCAUCCGCUUUCCCGAUAUCCCGGGCCCAAAUUGGCCGCCAUCACUCGUUACUACGAAGCCUAUUAUGAUGUUAUUUGCCAUGGUCAAUACACUUGGAAAAUCGCAGAGAUGCAUAAGAAAUACGGACCCAUCAUCCGCAUCAGUCCAUAUGAACUGCACAUCAACGACCCAGCCUACUUUGAGAAGCUCUACCGCCAAGACGGGCGCUGGAACAAGUACGCUUGGUCGUACACCCGAUUCCACGCUCGACACUCGACCGUUUUCUGCGUGGAGCACGACGUGCACCGGCGCCGGCGGGCGCCAUUGAACGCCUUCUUCUCCAAGGCCAAUGUGAACAGGAAACAAGCCAUUGUCCACGACAAAGCGAAUAAGCUUUGUUAUCGCCUAGCGGAAUUCGCUGGCUCAAAAACGAAAACUGUCAAUCUCAGUGCUGCCGUGGGCGCACUGGUCAGAGACGUGGCGACCGAGUUUAUACUGGGGAAGGAUAUCCAUAACCUGGAUAUGGAGGAUUUCAAUAUCAGCAUCGGUGCCAUUUUCCAGGGCUCGGGGAUCUUGUGGAGGAUAAGUAAGCAUGCACCCUGGUUUGGACCGUUGAUGAGGGCGCUGCCGUUUAUUGUUGCGAGGAAAGUGGGAGAUGAGGGCGGAAGGGCGUUUCUUGCGUUUCGUAGGGAAUUGACGCAACUCACCAAAGACAUUAUGGCGUCUGCCUCAGACCCCGAGUCCCCACGCACCGUUAUUCACGAUAUUCUGGCGUCAUCCAGCCUUCCACCAGAAGAGAAAACCUUUGAGCGCGUCUACUCCGAAAUAGGCGCCGUCACUGGAGCCGCCUUCGAGACCACCGCCCAUGCUCUGCGCAUCAUCCUUUACUAUGUCUACACCAAUCCAACCAUGCUCCGUUGUCUCCGUGCCGAGCUUGCUGAAGCCCCGAAAGUAGACGGCGACUCCGAAGAUCAUACUCUCAGUACACUCAAGAAGCUUCCCUACCUCACUGCCGUCAUAAUGGAGGGCCUGCGUCUAGGCCCCGGUAACGCAACUCGCAUGGCUCGCAUCGCACCAGACAGGGACUUGAUGUACGGUGACUGGCGCAUACCCGCCGGCACGCCCGUGGGAAUGACAACGAUUUUAAUGCACAUGGAUGAGCGGCUGUAUCCGGAGCCUGAUCUGUUCGAGCCCGACCGGUGGAUGGACGCAGAGGUGAGGAAGAAAGCGGACAAGACGUUUGCACCUUUUUCGAGGGGAACGAGGAAUUGUGGCGGCAUGCAGCUUGCUUGGGCCGAAUUGUAUAUGGUCAUCGCUGCGCUGGUGCAACGCUUCGAUUUCGAGUUUGAUGGUGCAGGACCCAAAGACGUCGUAUGUGCUAGCGAUCGGUUUAUUAUUGGGACGGCGGAUAGCAGUGGGAUCAAGGCGUUUGUUGCCGAGUAUAGAGGAUAGUCAGUUGAGAAGAUGACUUGUUGUGGUGCGGGCAAUACCUGUAAGAUCCGAACAUAUGUUUGUUGGUAGCAUGCUGCAAAAGCUGAUGUUGAGUAAUUCAUCUAAGCAAUGCAUCAGGGCAC